AUGAGGGAACCAGGCCGGGGAUCGCGACAGUGGCGAGCAGUGGCGGUGUUGCUGCUCAUAAAUAAGGACUGUUCUCCUGUCUUUCGAAUAUCAUUCUAUCUCUAUCUCUCUCUAUCACUCUAUCUACUCCUACCAAAUACUCUACCAACCAUCACAAUGAAGUUCAUCGCUGCCUCCUCUCUCCUCCUCGCCGCGCUCGCCAGCGCCCAGAACAUCGACGACAUCAUCAACCAGAUCUCGUCUGGCGCCGAGGGCAUCCCCGACGAGGCCACCAGCAUCUACAACUCCAUCACCGAGUCCGGCGGCGCCAUCCCCACCGAGGCCUCCUCCAUCCUCUCCGAGGUCUCCGCCAGCGGCACCUCUGCCCUCGACAGCCUGACCGGCUCAGACAGCAGCAGCGCCUCUGCCACUGGCAGCUCAAGUGGCAGCGGAAGUGCUUCUAGCAGUGGCAGCGGCAGCGCCAGUGCUACCCCUACCACCUUCACCUCUGCCAUCACCACCACCGACGCCGAGGGCUCCACCACCACCACACAGGCGACCAUCACCAGCUCCGUGGCCCCUGAUGCCUCCAGCACCGACUCUGGUGACGACGCCAGCCCCACGGAUGACGGCGCUGCCUAUGCUACCCCCUUCAUGGGCGUUGCUGGUCUCGUCGGCAUGAUGGGUGUCGUUGCUGCCCUGUAA
This is a messenger RNA of Aspergillus puulaauensis, 684 nucleotides long. Its product is annotated as putative GPI anchored protein. NCBI's taxonomy places the organism in Eukaryota, Fungi, Ascomycota, Eurotiomycetes, Eurotiales, Aspergillaceae. The record is from RefSeq and is a predicted model, not a curated record. Bases 1 to 684 code for a protein of 227 amino acids. The transcript has a single exon.